AUUCUUUUUGUGAAUCCAAUCUUCUUAAACCUCCUAAUUGCCAAGCCUAAUUAAAUUGAUAACCCUAGAAGGACUUUUUAAAGCCAAAGAUUUCAAAUUUGCUUGUUGCUUGCGAUUCCUCGAUCCUCUAGUCUCCAGUCUCUUCUACCACUCUACACUGUAACUCUUUUUGUUUGCUCAAUCCUCUGUCCUCAACUCCUCAUCUCAUCUAUGAUUCCCUUCAAGAUCAAGAUCUCACCAUGCUGUCACUAGCCAUUGUGCUGUGCAACCACAACAAUGCUUCUGUUUGCUCAAUCCUCUAUCCUCAACUCAUGAUCUCAUUUGUGAUUCCUUUCAAGAUUAAGAUUUCACCAUGCCGUCACUACCCAUUGUGCUGUGUAACCAUUGCAAUGCUCACCGCUCACCAUUCACCUCUAGCUCCAAGGUUGGGUAGUCCUUCUCAAUCCUCACCUUCAAGCUCUAACCGUGUCGUCACUACCCUUGAAAUCGACAAUGGCUAGCUAUUGCUUGAGUUGCCUCCACUCCACUCAUGGGUCACCGCUCACCUUCAGCUUAGGUCGUCCUUCUUCCUCUACGGCUCUGCCUCCAAUUCUCAAGCUUUUCAACUCCAACCUCCAAGUAUCAAUUAGCUGUAGUUUUUGAAGCUACAGUUUUUAUGCUUUAGUGCUUAUGAUUUAGACUAUUGGAAUAGAUGAUAGUUUUAUUU
This is a messenger RNA of Rubroshorea leprosula, 706 nucleotides long. Lineage: Eukaryota; Viridiplantae; Streptophyta; Magnoliopsida; Malvales; Dipterocarpaceae. The record is from the annotation of a GenBank genome assembly.